ACCCCAAAGGACCCACCGCGUUGAGUUUCUCAACAAGACUGAAAGAAAGAAGUGUCCUUUGACUCUUGGGCAGAGAGAUAUUUUGAUUGUGUGUUUCAGCAGUAACCUUCCACCAUGUGCGCCCCCUCUUUGACUCCACUGGUAUUUUAGGCUUCAUUUUUGGAAUCUUCUGGUGGGUUUUGUCAGAGCUGCAAUAAUAAUUACUUCAAGUGGGUGGGUAGUUGUUCACUUAUUCCUUGUGUUUGUGGAGGGGUUGACCUGAAUUUAUUGUCCUAUUUGGAUCUUUUUCUUGUUUUCUCAAGUGGGUUAGGAUCAAGUUUCUUACCUUUUUGUUCUGUAAUGUGGGUUUUCUUCAUAUUGAUAGGGUUUGUGAAUUUGGGUUCUGCUAAUUUUGUUGGAAAUUAGGGUUCUUGGUGUUCAAUUGUGUGGCUUGUUGACUUUGUGAAAUUAGGGUUUGUGGUUUUAAUUUGGGGGUUUAAGUGGCAAUAAUGGCUUGUAUGAAGUUAGGGUCUAAAGCUGAUGCAUUCCAGAAGCAAGGCCAGGCUUGGUUUUGCACAACCGGUCUCCCAAGUGAUAUUGUUGUUGAAGUGGACGAUAUGUCUUUCCAUCUCCAUAAGUUCCCUUUGCUUUCAAGAAGUGGGGUCAUGGAAAGAUUGAUAGCAGAUGCAUCCGAAAAAGGAGACACAAAUUGUACCAUAAGCCUAAACGACAUUCCGGGUGGGGACAAAACAUUCGAACUCGUUGCUAAAUUCUGUUACGGUGUAAAACAUGAAAUCACCGCCUCGAAUGUCGUACACCUCCGGUGCGCAGCCGAGUAUCUAGAAAUGACCGAAGAAUACGGAGAGGAUAACUUAAUUUCACAAACCGAAAUCUUCGUCAAUCAAGUUGUGCUUAAAAAUUGGAAGGAUUCUUUAAAAGCACUCCAAACGUGCGGUGAUGAAAAUAUUCUCCCUCACGCUGAAGAGCUUAAUAUUGUAAGACGGUGCAUAGAGUCAUUGGCGGUCAAGGCGAGCACCGACCCAAAUUUGUUUGGUUGGCCCGUGAUUGACCACGGUGGGCCCAUGCAAAGCCCGGGUGGUAGUGUGUUGUGGAACGGUAUAAGCACUGGGGCCCGGCCUAAAAACGUGAGUUCCGAUUGGUGGUAUGAUGACGUGUCAUCUUUGACUUUGCCUCUUUACAAAAGGUUGACUUUGGCGAUGGAAGCUCGUGGGAUUAAACAAGAAAUCAUCGCGGGUUCUCUCGAGUAUUAUACAAAGAAAUAUUUACCAGGGUUAAGUCGCCGGAAAAGCGCACCGGUGGGCAUGGUCGCCAUUGAGCCGCCAUCGGAAGAGGACCAAAAGAUUUUACUCGAAGAAGUCGACCGUCUACUUCCAAUGCAAAAAGGUAUAGUUUCAACUAAGUUCUUAUUCGGGUUAUUACGAACCGCGUUGAUUCUUCGGGCUAGCCAGUCUUGCCUAUUGAAUUUGGAAAAAAGAAUUGGGAUGCAGCUUGAUCAGGCAACUCUUGAAGAUUUAUUAAUGCCGAAUUUUUCUUACUCGAUGGAAACUUUGUAUAACAUUGAGUGCGUGCAACGGAUGGUUGAGCAUUUUAUGGCUAUUGAUCAGGCAACGGGUGGUGCAUCUCCUUGUUCUAUCGAGGAUGAACGGUUGUUGGGUUCACCAUCUUUGACACCUGUCACGAUGGUGGCUAAGCUCGUUGACGGUUACUUAGCGGAAGUUGCACCCGAUGUUAAUUUGAAGCUCCCGAAGUUUAUGUCUCUUGCUGAGGCUGUACCCGAGUAUGCUAGACCUUUGGAUGAUGGUUUGUAUCGCGCAAUCGACAUUUAUUUGAAGUCUCAUCCAUGGUUAGCAGAUGCAGAUAGAGAACAACUAUGCAGACUCAUGGACUGCCAAAAACUAUCAUUAGAAGCCUGCACACACGCCGCACAGAACGAAAGAUUGCCGUUAAGAAUCAUAGUCCAAGUUCUUUUCUUCGAGCAGUUGCAGCUCAGGACCUCUAUCGCCGGCUGUUUCUUGGUCUCGGACAACCUUGCAGACGGGUCAAGACAGUUUAGAAGCGGGUUAGGUGCAGCAUCACAGGAGGGCGGUUGGAACACGGCUGUGAGAGAGAAUCAAGUUCUGAAAGUGGGUAUGGAUAGCAUGCGGUUGCGGGUGUCUGAGCUCGAAAAAGAGUGUUCCAACAUGAAACAGGAGAUUGAAAAACUGGGGCGGGCUAAGGGCGGCAGUGGCGGCGGUGGUGGUGGCGGCGGUAGUACGUGGGGUAAUAUGUCGAAAAAGUUUGGGUUCAAAUUUAAGUCUCAAAUGUGUACUGCACAAGAGGGGAGUGUUAGCAAGCAAAAUAAUGCAAGUGGGAAGCUUGAAAAGAGUAGAGGGAAGCAACAAAAGCAUAAGAAAGAUUUGUCUUGGGAAGGGUAAAAUAGGAAAAGUAUAUGUUAAAAAAAUAUUUGUUUGGCAAAUGUAAUGUUAGACUAAAUUAAAGUCUCAAAUUGCCAAACGAAUAUUUUUUUUUUAUUUAGUUUCAACCUCUUUGUUUUUUAGCCCUUUGUUUAUGUUUAUUAUAUUAAGUUUGACUUUAAAUAUUGUGGUCAAAGUCAUUUGUAAGAACUAAGAAGACCUAAAUGUAGAGGAAAAAAAGUAUGUAUGUUUGCCUUUUGUA
Helianthus annuus (common sunflower) is the source of this 2655-nucleotide messenger RNA. RefSeq names its product BTB/POZ domain-containing protein At1g30440. The record is from RefSeq and is a predicted model, not a curated record. Lineage: Eukaryota; Viridiplantae; Streptophyta; Magnoliopsida; Asterales; Asteraceae. The transcript is spliced from 4 exons. Gene Ontology annotation, molecular function: protein binding. Bases 489 to 2414 code for a protein of 641 amino acids.